Messenger RNA from Colletotrichum scovillei, 859 nucleotides. RefSeq lists its product as uncharacterized. Gene Ontology annotation, cellular component: fungal-type vacuole membrane. The coding region runs from base 104 to 859 and encodes 251 amino acids. Gene Ontology annotation, biological process: transmembrane transport. The transcript has a single exon. Lineage: Eukaryota; Fungi; Ascomycota; Sordariomycetes; Glomerellales; Glomerellaceae. Gene Ontology annotation, molecular function: transmembrane transporter activity. The record is from RefSeq and is a predicted model, not a curated record.
GUACUUUUCCGAACGUCGCGCCCUCGCCACGGGCAUCGUCGCUACGGGCAGUUCUCUCGGCGGCGUCGUGUACCCUCUCAUCUUCCAGAGCCUGUACCCUCGCAUGGGCUUCCCCUGGGCUACGAGGGUCCUCGCUUUCAUCUCCCUCGCCACAAACGCCUUUGCCUUCGCCGUCUUGCGGCAGCGCCGUCGCCGGACUGAGUCUGAAUCCGAUGAUGAAGGCGCCGGAAAACGGAAGCGCCGUGUCAUGUUGGACCUCUCCGCGUACCGAACCGUCUCCUUCGUUGUCUUCUCCGCUGCCAUGUUCUUCAACUUCUUCUCCUACAUGGCGCCUAUCUACUAUCUCCAGCAAUACUCCCUCGCCCAUGGCCUAUCAAGUGGGGGCUCUUCGAGACUGCCAUACUAUUUAGUCGCGAUCCUCAACGCGGGCUCAAUCCUCGGCAGAGUCUUUCCUGCAUGGCUUGCCGGCCACUUUGGACCCAUUAACGUUCUCCUCGGCGUCUCCGUCUCCAUCGCCGCCGUCGCUCUGAGCUGGCUGGCUGUGCAUGACGCCGCGGGCAGCGUCGCUUUUGCACUCGCAUACGGGUUCGCCUCUGGUGGGCUCGUAUCACUGCCGCCUACCGUUAUCUCGAGUCUCGUGCCUGACCUCAGCUUACAUGGCACUUGGCUGGGCAUGCUAUGCACAACCAAUGCUUUUGGUUCAUUGGCCGGACCACCGAUAGCGGGUGCCCUGCUUCGAGCGACCGGUGGGUAUUUGGGCGUGCAACUACUAUCAGGACUCGGUAUGGUGGCAAUGACGGUCUUGAUGUUGGUUCUGAGAGUGACACUUGUAGGCAAGCAGCAAUCCUGGAAAGUAUAA